AUGCUCAACUCGCACAUGACCAAGCCUCUGCGCGUCGGCCUCGUGGGCGGUGGCCGCAUCGGCAAAGUGCACGCGCAGAGCCUGCAGCGCGCGGGCGCCACCAUCGCCAUGAUCGCCGACCCCGUGGGCGACGUGGCCGAGACCGUGGCCGCGCACUUCGGCAUCCCGCGCUGGUCCAAGGACGCGUCCGACGUGUUCCGCGACCCGGAGAUCGACGCCGUCGUCAUCUGCUCCCCCACUGCGCUGCACGCCGAGCAGAUUAUCGAGGCGGCCAAGCACAAGAAGCAGAUUUUCUGCGAGAAGCCCGUGGACUUCAGCGUCGAAGUGGUCAACAAGGCCAUCAAGGCGCUCAUGAUCGGGUUCAACCGCCGCUUCGACGCCAACUUCGCCCGCAUCAAGCAGGCCAUUGACCGGGACGAGAUCGGCAAGGUAAACAUGCUGCGCAUCACCAGCCGCGACCCCGGCGCUCCGCCUAUCGAGUACGUCAAGGUGUCGGGCGGCCUGUUCCGCGACAUGACCAUCCACGAUUUCGACAUGGCUCGAUUCCUCGUCGGUGACGAGGUGGACGAGGUCUACGCCAUGGCGCAGAGCGUCAACCCGGACAUCGCUGCGGCGGGCGACAUCGAUACCGCUGUGAUCCUGCUCAAGUUCCGCAACGGCGUGAUCUGCUACAUCGAGAACAGCCGCGAGGCGGCGUACGGCUACGACCAGCGCGUCGAAGCGCUCGGAUCGAAGGGGUCCGUGGCGUGCGACAACAAGCACUCGAACCAGGUUGUGAUCUCGACGAACGAGAGCGUGCGUCGCGACUUGCCGCUGCACUUCUUUCUCGAGCGCUACAUGGACGCGUACGUGGCGGAGAUGGAGGCGUUCAUCCGUGUGUGUACGACGGAGGGUGCUACGGUUCCCGUUGGCGGCGACGACGGUCGCGAGGCGCUGCUUCUGGCCCUUGCUGCCAACAAGUCGCUGGCGGAGAACCGUCCUGUCAAGGUCGAUGAGCUGCGGUAG
Molecule: messenger RNA, 1005 nt
Organism: Phytophthora sojae
Lineage: Eukaryota; Oomycota; Peronosporomycetes; Peronosporales; Peronosporaceae
Product: oxidoreductase
Exons: 3
Coding region: 1-1005 (334 amino acids)
Biological process (GO): NADPH regeneration
Cellular component (GO): cytoplasm
Molecular function (GO): nucleotide binding; oxidoreductase activity
Source: RefSeq, a predicted model, not a curated record